Molecule: messenger RNA, 2423 nt
Organism: Argentina anserina (silverweed cinquefoil)
Lineage: Eukaryota; Viridiplantae; Streptophyta; Magnoliopsida; Rosales; Rosaceae
Product: transcription factor MTB1-like
Exons: 2
Coding region: 384-2234 (616 amino acids)
Biological process (GO): regulation of DNA-templated transcription
Cellular component (GO): nucleus
Molecular function (GO): DNA-binding transcription factor activity; protein dimerization activity; transcription cis-regulatory region binding
Source: RefSeq, a predicted model, not a curated record
ACCCCACCACCGUAUUUAACCAGGGUUAAAUUCUUACCCAAAUAAAACUCGAGCCUUUAAACCAAGGUCCCCAAAUCCACUUGAGGAUUUCGAAGUCCCUACGCGAAACAGAAACGAAAACAGAACAAACCCAGUUUCUUCUCUCCUCCUUAAACACAGGAUUGCUUGAAAGCCCGAAGCUUUGGUUCUUUGAAUGGCGUCCCUGUUUGGUUUUUGAAACAUAAAAAACAGAGAGAUACUUUGUUUCGGUUGUUUGGGUUUUCCGGGAAAAAAAUAGAACUAAAAAAACUGUCACUUUCCCGGGAAAUGGUUUCAGUGCCCAAGAGUGUUCCUUUAUUGCCUUAUCUAAUUGCUUCCUCAUUGAUCCCAUUGCAGAAACUGUGAUGAAGAUGGAGAUGAGUUUAGGUGGUGGGGUUUGGAAAGAUGAAGACAAGGCCAUGGUGGCUGCAGUUUUAGGUGCUCGGGCUUUUGCAUACUUGUUUUCUAGCUCUGUUUCUUCGAAUGAGAAUUCAUGCAUGGGAAUGGGGACAGAUGAGAGCUUACACAGCAAGCUUUCAGAUCUUGUGGAGCGCCCAAACGUCUCCAAUUUCAGCUGGAACUACGCGAUUUUCUGGCAGAUUUCGAGGUCCAAUUCCGGGGAUUGGGUACUGUGUUGGGGGGAUGGGGCUUGUAGGGAGCCCAAGGAAGGUGAGGAGUCUGAUGCUUCGAGGAUUUUGAGCCACAGGGGUGAGGAUGAGACUCAGCAGAAAAUGAGGAAGAUAGUGCUGCAGAAGUUGCACACUUUGUUUGCGUGUACUGAUGAGUUCAAUGGUGCUCUUGGGUUGGACCGUGUUACUGAUGCUGAGAUGUUCUUGCUUGCGUCUAUGUAUUUUUCGUUUCCGAGAGGGGAAGGUGGCCCGGGGAAGUGUUUGGCGUCAGGGAAGCAGGUGUGGCUCUCAGACAUGCUGAAGUCGGGGUUUGAUUACUGUGUCCGAUCGUUUAUGGCCAAGUCUGCUGGAAUCCAGACCAUUGUUUUAGUCCCAACAGAUAUUGGUGUGGUUGAACUGGGUUCAGUAAGAUGUAUAGCCGAGAAUUUGGAAAUGGUGCAGUCAAUAAGGUUAUUAUUUUCGACGCAGGCCUCACUGGCAAGGGCUAAGCCAAUGGGAGUGUUGCCAGUAAUGAGCAACAAGAGAGAUGAGGUUGCUGCUCAUCAAAAUAAUUUAAGCAGUGUGGAGAGAGGAGGGGUAGGAGUUCCCAAGAUAUUCGGCCAAGAUUUAAACUCGGGGAACCCAGGGCGCCCUCAGUACAGGGAGAAACUUGCUGUGAGGAAGGUGGAAGAGAGGCCAUGGGAUUCCUAUUCAAACGGGAACAGGAUUGCAUUUUCCAGUCCUCAAAUUGGAAUUCAUGGUUUGAGUUCGGGGCAAAGUCAUGUUGGUGUGAAACAAGGGAGUCAUGCCGGGGGUUUUGCUUCACAAGGACCUGUAAAUAAUUUGCAGGAGCUUGCCAAUGGAGCCAGGGAUGACCUUCGGCUCAAGCCCUAUCAGCCACAAAAGCAGACGCCUAUGCAAAUUGACUUUUCCGGGGCUACUUCAAGACCUUCGUCAGUUGCACGACCCAUUGUUGUUGAAUCAGAGAAUUCAGAUGCUGAAGCUCCAUGCAAGGAAGAGCUGCCAGGCACAGCUGAAGAGAGGAGGCCAAGGAAACGGGGUAGGAAGCCAGCAAAUGGAAGAGAAGAGCCCCUCAAUCAUGUUGAAGCAGAAAGGCAGCGACGUGAGAAGCUGAACCAGCGCUUUUAUGCUCUGCGAGCUGUUGUGCCAAACAUAUCCAAGAUGGACAAAGCAUCCUUGUUGGGAGAUGCCAUUGAUUACAUCACUGAGCUUCAGGCAAAGGUUAAAUUUAUGGAAUCUGAGAGGGAGAGCGUAGGAGGCACUUCAAGAGAUACUUCAGCUUUGGUUGCUAACCCAAGUUCAGAAAAUCAAAUCCGGCCUCCCCAUGUCGACAUUCAAGCUGUGCAUGAUGAGGUUAUUGUAAGGGUGAGCUGCCCUUUAGAUUCACAUCCUGUAUCAAGAGUCAUCCAAGCACUGAAAGAAGAGCAAAUCAGUGUUGUUGAUUCGAAAUUCACCGCAGCAACCGAUUCUGUGCUCCAUACAUUUGUUGUCAAAUCUCAAGGAUCUGAACAAUUGACGAAGGAGAAGUUGAUUGCAGCAUUUUCCAGGGAAUCCAACUCCUUACAAUCAUUGUCAUCUGUUGGUUAGUACUGAGAAUUGCGAUUAACAUAGUCCAUAGGUUAAUUGUAGUGAAGAGCCCUAAUUAAAAGUUUCUUUAAGAGGUUUUGAUAUACAGCAGGUAUCCUAAAAGGAAUAGCAUUGCUAGCUAGAAGUAGAAUGACCAUGUAGUGAGCAAAUUUCCUGUGAUUAUUUUAUAGCAUACAUAGUUUGCCGUAA